GCAUUGAUUUUAAAGUAAAAACAAUUUCAUGUGAUAAUACAACUAUGAAACUUCAAAUAUGGGAUACAGCUGGCCAGGAAAGAUUUCAUACAUUAACUACUAAUUUUUUCCGAGGAGCACAUGGAUUUGUUCUUGUUUAUGAUAUCACAGAUGGAAAAAGCUUUCAAGGAAUUUCACACUGGAUGAAAGAUAUAUAUGAGAAAGUAGGUGAAAAUACAGACAUAAUACUGCUGGGUAACAAGUGUGAUAAGGAGGCAGAACGUAUAAUUUCAAAAAACAAAGGAGAAAAGCUUGCUUGGGAAUAUGGAAUACCUUUCUUUGAGACCAGUGCAAAGGAUAAUAUAAAUAUUGAAAAUGCAUUUUUAGUUCUAGCUGAAGAAAUAUUGAACAAGAAUUCCUGUGUAUUACUCAACUUGGAUGUGGUGGAGCUAAAUGAAAAACUACAAACAAGAUCUUGCUGCAAAUUGUGACUGUGCAAAGAAAGAGAAAGUAACUAAUAUUGGUGACUUGUAUAUAUCAAAGCCUCGAAUCCCUAACCUAUUACUCAGUUAUUACUGAUACUAACAAAUGAACAGAUUAUUUAUCCAUUGACACUUUAUGUAAUUGCUGUUCCAAGCCAAACAUUAGAUUUACAUUAUAUAUCAUAAUCAUAAAAGUUAUUCAGAAUGGAAGAGUAAAAAAAAAAACUAUCUUUGAGUUUUGGCCAUCAUAGCUUAUUUAUACAAUAAACCUAAAAGGUAAACAUGACAUC
Molecule: messenger RNA, 751 nt
Organism: Thamnophis sirtalis
Lineage: Eukaryota; Metazoa; Chordata; Lepidosauria; Squamata; Natricidae
Source: RefSeq, a predicted model, not a curated record